Molecule: messenger RNA, 525 nt
Organism: Emiliania huxleyi CCMP1516
Lineage: Eukaryota; Haptophyta; Isochrysidales; Noelaerhabdaceae
Exons: 3
Coding region: 1-525 (174 amino acids)
Source: RefSeq, a predicted model, not a curated record
AUGCACGACGACACCGAUCAAAACGGAGCCAGGCUGCGUCCGACGGUGCCGACGCCGGACCAUGUCGACCGCAUGGUCCGGCCGGGCGUCCGUAGCAUCGUGAGAUAUCUGGGCGAUCGUCUGGGCGGGAGCCAGGCGAUUGCAGUUUGGCGCGCUCUGGAAAAGGAGAGCGCGAACCAUUCUUCCCUGGGCCGGCAGCUUCUGCAGGUGCUCGGAAAGCGGCUGCGAGGCAGCCCUGCCGAGGCGCAAGCGAGGCUAAUGGACUAUGCCCGAGCGCUCAUCGACCCACAAUUUUCAGGGUUGCGCGCCGUUGCGGAGCGCCUUCACGCCUCUGACAAGUCUACGGCGCGAGCAUUGGAAGAAAGGGCCGCCAAGCUGGACACGGAAUAUGUCGAACUGCUCCUUCUCGACCUCCUCGACACGGCAUUGGCGGCGGCAGUAGCAAAGGACGGGCCGUUCAAGCUCCCAGGCGAGAGGCCGGUGGCUUUGGACGUCAUCUGCUCCCACCGGGGCACCCAACGCUAA